UCCUAUAGUUAAUAGCUAAUUUUUGUCAGAGGCGGUCGCUUGCUAGCUAGCUGCAUAACAGGUUGAGUGCCCUGUCAGCUUUUAGUAGGAGGUACACAGGCACGACCGGCUACUGGACAGUAGGACAUCAAAUAUCGGUCAAGAGCCACCUGUCCGGGUGGUGAUUAAACUUGCCCCCAUACUUGCUGGUCCAGUUGACUAGAAAGUCAACUUAAUUGUGUAAACCGAAGUUAGAAAACCUCGGUCUGUCACAGCGUCAAUUUAACCUUUAAAGAAAUUAGGGUCGUUGUUUGACUUUAACAGUAGGGCAUGAAACCCUGUUGUGCUACAGCCUAAACGCUUGAAUCCAUAGUUGAUUUGUGAAACGACAAACUAGCUACUGGGAGAAGGGGCGUUGCUAGAUGGCGGUAGUGUACAUCCAGGCGGUGUAUGAUGUCCGAUAAUGGAACCACUGACUUGAAACCACUUGAUAAGCUACGGUUUCAUCUGUCCUUUGGCCACACACGUGUUUACAGUGAAUGAAACACAGAUACACCCCUGUAUCUCGAAGAAUUGCAUUAUAUAGCUGGCAAACUAGGUUUAGUGAUACUAAUGCGAACGGGUUGUUGUUGUGACCGAUGUACGUUAACCAGCGUGCUUUAGCAUCCGCGCUUUGUAACUUACUUGAGCUAACGCUAGCUACUAUGCCAUAUGGUGUAGCUAUAAGCAUUGAUUAGCGUGGUUUGGUUACAAUUGGAUUAACAGGACGUCUGUCCUUCGCUAAAAUCACGUUUCAAAACAUUGUAGUAGCGUCAGUUUAGCGUACCUUUAUAUAUGGUUAACGUUUGUGUUUAACAUAGUGUAUUACAUUAAUUUAGUGGCUGUUGGUUGUUACAACUCACAUUUUUAGAGUACAUACAGCUCACAGAACGAGAGACUGGGACUGUUGUGGAGAUUAGAGCGGAUCUCCACAACAGUCCCAUGUGCCUGCUUUGGGAAAGUUAAUUGCCCACCUGUGUAUUAGCUGGAUAAAUCGCUAGUUGCAGACUUUAUAGCCAGUGCCAUGCAGUAUUUGUGAAAUUUAGUGAAAUCCAUUUCUUUAAAACACCAUCACCAGCACACUUAUGUCCAUCCUGUGGAUAGAGGUGGACAUACCAAAACAAGUAAAGAAACGGCCCACUGAUGGCUAACCCCACCCCUCAGCUUGAUGUGCUGUGAUACAAGAGUGGACCAGAAAGACUGUAGUCAACAGCCAUGGAGGACACCCAGCAGAAACCUGCAAACCCGGAGCAGAGUCCUGCACCCAGUCCGGCGCCUAGUCCAGCUCCCAGCCCACUACUGGACAGAAUUGCUUUACCUGCGCCAAACCACGUGGAGCACCUAAAUGUGAACCAGAUCCAGGUGGUGGUGCGUCGCUGCUCUAGUCCAAACGUAACAGAGGAGACCACCUAUUUUAUUCCUCGUAACCCCGUAGUGGACGCCGGUACCAACACAGAUCCACCAGUGGUCUGUUGUCCUUUGCUGCGCAGAUUUUGCCCCUGUCCGCCAAGAGGCUUUCUCGCCUCCCUCAUUACCAAAGUUCUUUUGGCAGUUGUGCUCUUUGGAGUGGUUUGGUCAAUCACAGAGGAUGAAUGUCUCCCUGGAGGAAACCUCUUUGGCAUCACAAUACUCUUCAUUUGUGCAGUUGUUGGUGGAAAAUUGGUGUCUCUCAUUCAUCUGCCCAAACUUCCACCGUUCCCACCACUCCUUGGUAUGCUGCUCAUGGGCUUCCUGCUGAGGAACAUUCCAGUUGUGACAGAUGGGGUGUACAUUGACUUCAGAUGGUCUGCAUCACUCAGGAACAUUGCUCUGGCUGUCAUUCUGGCCAGAGCUGGUCUAGGGUUGGAUCCCACGGCUCUAAGGAAACUAAAAGUUGUGUGUAUACGUGUGGCAGCUGGGCCAUGCUUGAUAGAGGCUUGCACCACAGCUGUAAUUUCUCACUUCCUCAUGGGCUUGCCCUGGGUGUGGGGCUUCAUCCUUGGCUUUGUGCUAGGAGCUGUGUCUCCAGCAGUGGUGGUUCCCUCCAUGCUGCUGCUGCAGAAGGACGGUUACGGUGUAGAGAAGGGCAUCCCCACCCUGCUGAUGGCUGCAGGCAGCUUUGAUGACAUUCUUGCAAUCACAGGGUUCACAACAUGCUUGGGCAUGGCCUUCAGCACAGGUUCAACUUGGUACAGCCUCCUCAGAGGGGUACUGGAGGUGGCAGGAGGGAUGGUCGCUGGGAUUCUUCUUGGUUUUCUCAUCCAGUACUUCCCUAGUGUUGACCAGAAACACUUAGUGAUGAAGCGUUCCUUCUUGGUGCUGGGUCUGUCUGUCUUUGCCGUGUUUGGCAGCGGUGUGGCAGGUUUUCCUGGCUCUGGAGGCCUGUGCACCUUGGUGCUGGCAUUCCUGGCUGGCCUCGGCUGGGGGACAGAAAAGGCACGUGUGGAGGAAGUGGUAGGAUGGGCGUGGGAUGUGUUUCAGCCUCUUCUCUUUGGACUAAUAGGAGCCGAGAUUCGAGUCUCUGAGUUGGAGGGACACACAGUUGGUCUGGGUAUAGCCACUCUCCUCAUUGGUCUGCUGGUUAGAGUGGGGUUCACCUUUGUCUGUGUGUUGUUUGCGGGCUUUAACAUGAAGGAAAAAGUGUUCAUCGCCCUAGCAUGGAUGCCUAAAGCAACAGUGCAGGCAGCUAUAGGAUCCACAGCUUUGGACAUGGCGAGGACAAAGGAUAACACGGAGAUGCAGGAAUACGGCAUGAACGUGCUGACUGUGGCUGUGCUCGCCAUCCUUCUCACAGCUCCUGUAGGUGCACUUACCAUAGGGCUCUGUGGACCUCGCCUGCUGCAGAAACCUGAGAACCCAAUCAGCGGUGAGCGAGUCAAACCCAAUUUAUCAGCUUUCUUCUUAGGCAUCGCAGCAGGAGAUCAACAUGACAAUGAAACUCCCAUCACCUAUGAAAGUACACUCUGAUGUCAAGUGAGAGAGGAGAAUUAAAAGAAACUCCUCACGCCUCAGAUAUUUGAACUUUUCUUUGGCCACCGAGUGGCCCUCGCUGUGUCUCUGUUGUUCAGCUAUGUGUUCGCAAUCCUGCAGGAACACGUGAAUCAUUUUGUAUUUAUAGCAUCUGGUGGUUUCCACGUCUAACACUGCAAACAAAUGACCUACUUUGCACUUUCUGGAUAUAAUCAUAUUGUUUUCAAGGUAUAGAAAUGGUUUAUACUUUUAUAAGGAUCUUGUCAUAUUCACUAAAUCCAGAAAAUUUCAUGGAUUGCCAGUUAGAAAGCACUUUACUUUGACCUUUCGAGUCAAAGUAAAGUGCUUUCUUUGUGGGGACAAAGUUUUGGGAGGUUGUUGAUAAGCAAUUUUUAUUGCUAUGAAUAGACUACACUGUAAGUUUUAGCCGUCCUACAUUCACUACACUUCAUGUUGUGUUUGUUUACUUUGUUUUGUGUAUGCAUAUUAGCCCUCGGUCAGUAUGAUGAGAUCAGUUGCAUAGUACUCAGGGAAGGAUUUGUGUAAUCGAUAAUAUUUUAGUUUAAGCACGAAGCUGCUAAAUGUCUGUCAGUGUGAUCAUGUCCAUAUUUGCAAAAACUGUGUGAAUCCAACAUUUUGUAAUUUAAGAACAAAUAGAUUUUUCAGUAUUGUUACUAGUUUUUUCUUUAUUGCAGAAUGUAUCUGGGGUAACAUGAAAUGUCCAUGAAGAUUUUGUAAUAGCAGCUGUUUAUGAUGGAUUUUUUUCCAAAAACUCUUUAAACAAUAAAUGACAAAACACACCAAGAAUUGCCCAUCUUUAACAUUGCUGCAGUAAAAGCUUAAAUGAUUCAAAAGUGUUGUGUGAGCCGUUUUCUUUCUGGUCACACUAGCAGUGUGGGUCUGUGGGUAAAGGCCAUCAGUGUGGGCCUGGAAGAAAUGCCUCUAUUAGAUUGAUAUAAAAUUAAGAGACAUUCAUAAUAUGACACAUCUCAUUAAUUUAAGAAACAUUAAAGAUUACAUGAAAUGUUUUCCCAGGUUUAAACUGUGAAAGAUGCCAAAAUUCUCUUUAUUUCUACAUUUAGUAUGAAUAAUUUCACACUGCCAUCUUGCAACAGUUACACUGAACAGUUAUACUGCAUAUUUAAAAAAAAAAAAAGGGAUUUAUUAUUGAG
Molecule: messenger RNA, 4139 nt
Organism: Oreochromis niloticus (Nile tilapia)
Lineage: Eukaryota; Metazoa; Chordata; Actinopteri; Cichliformes; Cichlidae
Product: sodium/hydrogen exchanger 9B2
Exons: 13
Coding region: 1234-2964 (576 amino acids)
Biological process (GO): proton transmembrane transport
Cellular component (GO): membrane
Molecular function (GO): antiporter activity
Source: RefSeq, a predicted model, not a curated record